AUGGCAUUGCUGAAAGUCAAAUUUGACCAGAAGAAGCGGGUCAAGUUGGCCCAAGGGCUCUGGCUCAUGAACUGGCUCUCCGUGUUGGCUGGUAUCAUCAUCUUCAGCUUAGGGCUGUUCCUAAAGAUUGAACUCAGGAAGCGGAGUGAUAUGAUGGACAAUUCCGAGAGCCAUUUUGUGCCCAAUUCCUUGAUAGGGAUGGGGGUGCUGUCCUGUGUCUUCAAUUCUCUGGCGGGCAAAAUCUGCUAUGACGCCUUGGACCCUGCCAAGUACGCCAAGUGGAAGCCCUGGCUGAAGCCAUACCUGGCCGUGUGUGUCCUCUUCAACAUUGUCCUCUUCCUGGUGGCCCUCUGCUGCUUCCUCCUGCGGGGCUCCCUGGAGAGCACGCUGGCCCACGGGCUCAAGAAUGGCAUGAAGUUCUACCGGGACACAGACACCCCAGGCAGGUGUUUCAUGAAGAAGACCAUCGACAUGCUGCAAAUUGAGUUCAAGUGCUGUGGCAACAACGGCUUUCGGGACUGGUUUGAGAUUCAGUGGAUCAGCAACCGCUACCUGGACUUCUCCUCCAAAGAAGUCAAAGAUCGCAUCAAGAGCAACGUGGAUGGGCGGUACCUGGUGGAUGGAGUCCCCUUCAGCUGCUGCAACCCCAACUCGCCACGGCCCUGUAUCCAGUCCCAGCUCACCAACAACUCUGCACACUACAGCUAUGACCACCAGACGGAGGAGCUCAACCUGUGGGCGCGCGGCUGCAGGGCCGCCCUGCUGAGCUACUACAGCAACCUCAUGAAUUCUGUGGGCGCUGUGACGCUCCUCGUCUGGCUUUUUGAGGUGACCAUCACCAUCGGGCUGCGCUACUUGCACACGGCACUGGAAGGCGUGGCCAACCCCGAAGACCCCGAGUGCGAGAGUGAGGGCUGGAUUCUGGAGAAGAGCAUUCCGGAGACCUGGAAGGCCUUUCUGGAGAGCGUGAAGAAGCUGGGCAAGGGUAACCAGGUGGAAGCCGAGGGUGUGGAUGCAGGCCAGGCCCCAGAGGCUGGUUGA
Mesoplodon densirostris (Blainville's beaked whale) is the source of this 1041-nucleotide messenger RNA. RefSeq names its product peripherin 2 (gene PRPH2). Gene Ontology annotation, cellular component: membrane. The coding region runs from base 1 to 1041 and encodes 346 amino acids. The record is from RefSeq and is a predicted model, not a curated record. Gene Ontology annotation, biological process: visual perception. The transcript is spliced from 3 exons. NCBI's taxonomy places the organism in Eukaryota, Metazoa, Chordata, Mammalia, Artiodactyla, Ziphiidae.